Messenger RNA from Mus pahari (shrew mouse), 2227 nucleotides. It is a transcript of the gene Slc9b1, whose product is annotated as solute carrier family 9 member B1. The transcript is spliced from 14 exons. Gene Ontology annotation, biological process: proton transmembrane transport. The record is from RefSeq and is a predicted model, not a curated record. The coding region runs from base 512 to 2227 and encodes 571 amino acids. NCBI's taxonomy places the organism in Eukaryota, Metazoa, Chordata, Mammalia, Rodentia, Muridae. Gene Ontology annotation, molecular function: antiporter activity. Gene Ontology annotation, cellular component: membrane.
CUCCUGAUGUCCUGCGCGAGACGACGGUUGCUGGUCCCUGGGCGGGUGAGAGUUGCUAAAGGAAGUGUAGUUCUUGCAAAUCAGAAAGAAGAGAACUUUCCUUCACGACUGACAGCAAAAUUAACCCCCUGAGCAGAUGCUCUUUGUACAAAUCGUGAAUCCGGAGAUAGGUGAACCUUCACGUGCACCUGUCAUUGCAGAUGUGUUCCAGGAUUGGUUUCUGAUUUCCGGAAGGCUCUCAUUCCUUCCCCCACACCCCUGACCGGGAGUCCUCUUGGCUUUAUCGCAGCGGACAAGCACUUAACACCAAUGCCUUUUAAGGAUUAAGGACUGUAAUUACACACACAGUGUGUCAGACACUGCGCUCUCAGGAGUCCUGACGGUGCCCUGUGGUGGCGCUCUUCUUGGAAUUCUUCCCUAUUAAGAUGCCAUAAAAGCUUGUCACCUUGAGGUUUUAAAGUUACCUGCUGAAACGUAAGAUAUCUUAAGACUGCAGACAAACUCCUGAAAGAUGAGUGAGCACGACAUAGAAUCAGACAAGAAGGAUGAUCGUUUCCAAUCAUCUGUAACUGUUGAGAUGUCCAAAGAUCCUGAUAGCUUUCAUGAAGAAACUGUAGAACCAGAACCAGAACUGAAGGAACCAGAACCUAAGGAACCAGAACCUAAAGAACCAGAAAGAAGGGAACCAGAAAGGAGGGAACCAGAAAGGAGAGAACCAGAAAGAAGGGAACCAGAAAGGAGGGAACCAGAAAGAAGGGAAACACAAACGAAAGAAGUACAAACAACCGAAAUAGGAAGGAAGGAACCAGAAAGGAAGGAACCAAAACAGAAGAGGAGAAAGACAAAUAGUUACUGUCCUCCACGAGGAACAAUAAAUAAAACAAUUACAGAUGGAGCUGCACUCAUUGCAUUAUGGACUCUACUCUGGGCCCUUAUAGGUCAACAAGUUCUCCCUGGUGGAAAUUUGUUUGGACUUGUAGUUAUUUUUUACAGUGCUUUCCUUGGGGGUAAAAUUUUAGAAGUCAUUAGAAUACCUGUAGUGCCUCCCCUCCCACCUCUUCUUGGGAUGUUACUGGCUGGUUUCACCAUCAGGAAUGUUCCGAUUAUUUAUGAAUUUGUCCAUAUUCCUACCACAUGGUCUUCAGUUCUAAGAAACACUGCCCUUACUAUUAUCCUAGUACGAGCUGGGCUUGGACUGGAUCCACAGGCCUUGAAGCAUCUGAAGGGAGUUUGUCUGCGGUUGUCAUUUGGCCCAUGCUUCCUAGAGGCGUGCUCAGCUGCUCUCUUCUCCCACUUCAUUAUGAACUUUCCUUGGCAAUGGGGGUUCCUACUAGGUUUUGUCCUAGGCGCUGUCUCUCCUGCUGUUGUCGUUCCCAACAUGCUAAUGUUGCAAGAGAAUGGAUAUGGUAUUGAGAAAGGCAUCCCGACCUUACUAGUGGCUGCUAGCAGUAUGGACGAUAUUGUGGCCAUCACUGGAUUCAACACAUUCUUGAGCAUAGUCUUUUCCUCGGGUAGUGUGAUUAGCAAUGUCCUAUCGUCCUUGCGGGACGUUCUUAUUGGUGUGCUGGUAGGAAUUGUUAUGGGAGUUUUUGUUCAGUAUUUUCCAAGUGAAGAUCAGGAGAGACUUACGCAGAGGCGAGCCUUCCUAGUUCUGAGUAUGUGUAUUUCUGCUGUCUUAGGCUGCCAGCACAUUGGCUUACAUGGAUCUGGAGGACUAGUCACACUAGUAUUGUCGUUCAUGGCAGCAAAAAAAUGGGCUAAAGAGAAGAUUGGAAUCCAAAAAAUUGUUGCAAACACGUGGAAUAUUUUUCAGCCACUUCUUUUUGGCUUAGUGGGAACAGAAGUAUCUGUUGAAUCCCUUGAAUCAAAAACUAUUGGCAUGUGCCUUGCUACCUUGGGUUUGGCACUAUUUGUUCGAAUUUUAUCCACUUUUGUACUGAUGUCUUUUGCUAACUUCCGUUUUAAGGAGAAAGUGUUUAUUGCUUUAUCAUGGAUCCCUAAAGCUACAGUCCAGGCUGUCUUAGGUCCUCUGGCUCUAGAAACAGCGAGGGUCAUGGCACCCCACUUGGAAGGAUAUGCGAAGGCUGUGAUGACAGUUGCCUUCCUAGCCAUCCUGAUUACAGCUCCGAAUGGAGCCCUUCUCAUCGGCAUACUGGGACCCAAAAUCCUUGAACAGGGUGAGGUGAUAUUCCCUUUAAAGGUGGAGCUCUCGCACUUCCAUCAUUAA